Molecule: messenger RNA, 492 nt
Organism: Gilbertella persicaria
Lineage: Eukaryota; Fungi; Mucoromycota; Mucoromycetes; Mucorales; Choanephoraceae
Exons: 2
Coding region: 1-492 (163 amino acids)
Source: RefSeq, a predicted model, not a curated record
AUGUCCGCUGCUGUGAAGAAGAGAAGAAUCAUUACCAAUGAGCCAGAAGAUAAUGGGAUUAGUCGUGAUUUACCAAUUCCCGUACAAGUACCACAACAACAAAUGAACACUCAAGUAUCACAGGGAAACAUGAUACCGCAUCAUCAAAAUCAAGCUGUCCAAGAUCCUCAAGUGGUGCAUAAUCUAACUGCCCCAAGACAAGUUGCUGAACCAACACUCCAAAUGCCUCACUCAAAUCAAACAUAUUCUUCACCACCGCAAGUUCAGGUCACACUACCUAACAGGGUGAAUGCAGGUGAAAAGAAGAGGCGAAAGAGAAAGCCGGUGAAAUAUACCAAUGUUGAACGCUCCAAGAAUAAGAUUCUCAACACGCUAGGUCAACUUAAUUCUGGUCUAUCCUUACUGGAUUGGAUGAUUCUAGACCGUGAGGCUCAAGGUGAUCUUUUAGCUGCCAUUCGUACUAUGCGCGCGUCUAAGAAAAAGAAGUGGUGA